CGUGCGCCGGGCGAGAAGCCGCGGCCGCCGGAGCGCAGUAUGGGGAAGAACCGCGAGAUGCGCCUGACUCACAUCUGCUGCUGCUGCCUCCUUUACCAGCUGGGGUUCCUGUCGAAUGGGAUCGUUUCAGAGCUGCAGUUCGCCCCCGACCGCGAGGAGUGGGAAGUCGUGUUUCCUGCGCUCUGGCGCCGGGAGCCGGUGGACACGGCUGGCGGCAGCGGGGCUUGUAAAAUCACAGUGCAGAUAAAACAGUUUAUUUUAUUAAUGGAAAAAAUGGGAUUUAUACAGCUCAAUGAGGACUUCAUAUUUAUUGAGCCACUCAAUGAUACAAUGGCCAUAACAGGUCACCCACACCGUGUAUAUAGGCAGAAAAGGUCCAUGGAGGAAAAAGUCACAGAGAAGUCAGCUCUUCACAGUCAUUACUGUGGUAUCAUUUCAGAUAAAGGAAGACCUAGGUCUAGAAAAAUAGCAGAAAGUGGAAGAGGGAAACGAUAUUCAUACAAAUUACCUCAAGAAUACAACAUAGAGACUGUAGUGGUUGCAGACCCAGCAAUGGUUUCCUAUCAUGGAGCAGAUGCAGCCAGGAGAUUCAUUCUAACCAUCUUAAAUAUGGUUUUUAACCUUUUCCAACACAAGAGUCUGGGUGUGCAGGUCAAUCUUCGUGUGAUAAAGCUUAUUCUGCUCCAUGAAACUCCACCAGAUCUAUAUAUUGGGCAUCAUGGAGAAAAAAUGCUAGAGAGUUUUUGUAAGUGGCAACAUGAAGAAUUUGGCAAAAAGAAUGAUAUACAUUUGGAGAUGUCAACAAGCUGGGGGGAAGACAUGACUUCAGUGGAUGCAGCUAUACUUAUAACAAGGAAAGAUUUCUGUGUGCACAAAGAUGAACCAUGUGAUACUGUUGGUAUAGCUUACUUGAGUGGAAUGUGUAGUGAAAAGAGAAAAUGUAUUAUUGCUGAAGACAAUGGCUUGAAUCUUGCUUUUACAAUUGCUCAUGAAAUGGGUCACAACAUGGGCAUUAACCAUGACAACGACCACCCAUCGUGUGCUGAUGGUCUUCAUAUCAUGUCUGGUGAAUGGAUUAAAGGACAGAAUCUUGGUGAUGUUUCAUGGUCUCGAUGUAGCAAGGAAGAUUUGGAAAGAUUUCUCAGGUCAAAGGCCAGUAACUGCUUGCUACAAACAAAUCCGCAGAGUGUCAAUUCUGUGAUGGUUCCCUCCAAGCUGCCAGGGAUGACAUACACUGCUGAUGAACAAUGCCAGAUCCUUUUUGGGCCUUUGGCUUCUUUUUGUCAGGAGAUGCAGCAUGUUAUUUGCACAGGAUUAUGGUGCAAGGUAGAAGGUGAGAAAGAAUGCAAAACCAAACUAGACCCACCAAUGGAUGGAACUGACUGUGACCCUGGUAAGUGGUGUAAGGCUGGAGAAUGUACCAGCAGGACCUCAGCACCUGAACAUCUGGCCGGAGAGUGGAGCCUGUGGAGUCCUUGUAGCCGAACCUGCAGUGCUGGGAUCAGCAGUCGAGAGCGCAAAUGUCCUGGGCUAGGUUCUGAAGCAAGGGAUUGUAAUGGUCCCAGAAAACAAUACAGAAUAUGUGAGAAUCCACCUUGUCCUGCAGGUUUGCCUGGAUUCAGAGACUGGCAAUGUCAGGCGUAUAGUGUUAGAACUUCCUCCCCAAAGCAUGUACUUCAGUGGCAAGCUGUCCUGGAUGAAGAAAAGCCAUGUGCCUUGUUUUGCUCUCCCGUUGGAAAAGAACAGCCUAUUCUUCUAUCAGAAAAAGUGAUGGAUGGAACUUCUUGUGGGUAUCAGGGAUUAGAUAUCUGUGCAAAUGGCAGGUGCCAGAAAGUUGGCUGUGAUGGUUUAUUAGGGUCUCUUGCAAGGGAAGAUCAUUGUGGUGUAUGCAAUGGCAAUGGAAAAUCAUGCAAGAUCAUUAAAGGGGAUUUUAAUCACACCAGAGGAGCAGGUUAUGUAGAAGUGCUGGUGAUACCUGCUGGAGCAAGAAGAAUCAAAGUUGUGGAGGAAAAACCGGCACAUAGCUAUUUAGCUCUCCGAGAUGCUGGCAAACAGUCUAUCAAUAGUGACUGGAAGAUUGAACACUCUGGAGCCUUCAAUUUAGCUGGAACUACUGUUCAUUAUGUAAGACGAGGCCUCUGGGAGAAGAUCUCUGCCAAAGGUCCUACUACAGCACCUUUACAUCUCCUGGUGCUCCUGUUUCAGGAUCAGAAUUAUGGUCUUCACUAUGAAUACACUAUCCCAUCAGACCCUCUUCCAGAAAACCAGAGCUCUAAAGCACCCGAGCCCCUCUUCAUGUGGACACACACAAGCUGGGAAGAUUGCGAUGCCACUUGUGGAGGAGGAGAAAGGAAGACAACGGUGUCCUGCACAAAAAUCAUGAGCAAAAAUAUCAGCAUUGUGGACAACAAGAAAUGCAAAUACUUAACCAAGCCAGAGCCACAGAUUCGAAAGUGCAAUGAGCAACCAUGUCAAACAAGGUGGAUGAUGACAGAAUGGACCCCCUGUUCACGCACUUGUGGAAAAGGGAUGCAAAGCAGACAAGUGGCCUGUACCCAACAACUGAGCAAUGGAACUCUGAUUAGAGCCCGAGAGAGGGACUGCAUUGCGCCCAAGCCCGCCUCUGCCCAGCGCUGUGAGGGCCAGGACUGCAUGACCGUGUGGGAGGCGGGAGUGUGGUCUGAGUGUUCAGUCAAGUGUGGCAAAGGCGUACGUCAUCGGACCGUUAGAUGUACCAACCCAAGAAAGAAGUGUGUCCUCUCUACCAGACCCAGGGAGGCUGAAGACUGUGAGGAUUAUUCAAAAUGCUAUGUGUGGCGAAUGGGUGACUGGUCUAAGUGCUCAAUUACCUGUGGCAAAGGAAUGCAGUCCCGUGUUAUCCAAUGCAUGCAUAAGAUCACAGGAAGACAUGGAAAUGAAUGUUUUUCCUCAGAAAAACCUGCAGCAUACAGGCCAUGCCACCUUCAACCCUGCAAUGAGAAAAUUAAUGUAAAUACCAUAACAUCACCCAGACUGGCUGCUCUGACUUUCAAGUGCCUGGGAGAUCAGUGGCCAGUGUACUGCCGAGUGAUCCGUGAAAAGAACCUAUGUCAGGACAUGCGGUGGUAUCAGCGCUGCUGUGAAACAUGCAGGGACUUCUAUGCCCAAAAGCUGCAGCAGAAGAGUUGACCUCUAGCAGGCUGGCUGGAUCACAGCUCGUUGCAAUUACAUUAUUUAUAAACACACACACUAGCAUGUUUUUCAGACCAAAUAUUAUCAGAUUACAUAUAAUUUAAUCAAAUUAAUUUAUUUUUUUGCCUGCCAAACAUCUAAUGUGGUGCUUGUUUUGGUUACACAAACAUUUUGAUUUCUACUAUAUGGCUUCAUAAAUAAUUUUAUAUGAAUGAAUUAGUUGGAUCCAGUAAUAUAAUGAAAAGAAAAAGGAAAAAAAAUAGAUCAUUAUACCUAAAACAAUGUUUUGUUGUUUUGUUAGGGCUAUCCCUAAGGUGCUCCUCUCUCCCCACCAAUAACAUUGAAUUAUCCAGAAUGUAUACUGACUUAGCAUAAUAGUUCAGGUAUAUAUGAAGAGAAACUAUUUUUGUUUUUUGGUGUCCUGCUGCAGAAUUAGCCCAUUUUCUGUUAUCUGCAGGAGAUGUGUAAACAUAAUGAACCUCAUGGUGUUGAACAGGUUUUUAGAGAAUGUAUUAUGAAUUUGGUUGAGAUUUAUAGACAUCCAUAGGAAAAAUUCUGCUGUAAUUAUAACCUUAUUUUGAUAUGGAAAGGAAAAGUCAAAAUAGAGACUUUGAUCAUGUUCAUGAACAUGUACUUGAACACAAGUAUUGUAACAAUGAAACACUGUAAUGAUUUACACUGAAUCACAAUUGCACUGUUGAUAUAGUGUAGAGAAAUCGUUAGAAAUGGUAACAUCUUACAAAAAUGUGUAUUAUUUUAACAUGUUAUCACUAGAUUUUAGCUUUUUAAAAAAUAUUUUUAACAAAGAAAACAUUGAUCCACCCAUUUCCCGGUAUCUUUUUAGCAGAUUUAUUAGAGUAUAGUAUUUAGCCUCACGAAUCAUAAUUAGAAAAUUUACUAAUAUUUCUCAGCCUUUUCCCUAGGAACAAGGAAAAACAGAAAGCAUAUAAUACUGUGGUAGUUUCAUUGUGUUUUUCUUCCUUUUAAAAAUUAAAAAGUUUUACAGUUAUGUGAAACGUUCAAAAGCCAGCUUAAAAUUUUUCUUGUGAGAAAAUAUUGUACAUGAUUCACAUGAUUUCUUAGAUUUUUUCAAUAAAAUAUGUAAAACUUGCCAUUGAGAGACAAUUCUUCAUAGACUUGUCACAUAUCCGCAUGUCUGACCGACAAAGGUACUGUCUACUUUUGUUCUGGAGUAUCUUCUAGAGGAUGUUUGUAUAGUGAACUGCCUUGGAGGAUAGUAUCUCUCUUGGGAGCAAAGGGCAAACAUGCUUCUCAUUAUAAAAGUUUCAGGUUCCCUAAAAUUGGGGUUUCUUUACUAUAAGACAAUCCAAUGCAUGUGCUGACGUCGCCUGGCUCUCUUCAUGUCACCCUAUGAGAAAUGGGACUCAAGGAGCCAGUACAGGAAAAGCGGAUUCCCUGGCUACUAUUGCUGUGAGUAACGAAGUCGUUUGUCU
Molecule: messenger RNA, 4625 nt
Organism: Mandrillus leucophaeus (drill)
Lineage: Eukaryota; Metazoa; Chordata; Mammalia; Primates; Cercopithecidae
Gene: ADAMTS19
Product: ADAM metallopeptidase with thrombospondin type 1 motif, 19
Exons: 24
Coding region: 40-3168 (1042 amino acids)
Biological process (GO): proteolysis; extracellular matrix organization
Cellular component (GO): extracellular matrix
Molecular function (GO): metalloendopeptidase activity
Source: RefSeq, a predicted model, not a curated record